Molecule: messenger RNA, 654 nt
Organism: Anopheles marshallii
Lineage: Eukaryota; Metazoa; Arthropoda; Insecta; Diptera; Culicidae
Product: nucleoplasmin-like protein
Exons: 2
Coding region: 1-636 (211 amino acids)
Biological process (GO): chromatin remodeling
Cellular component (GO): nucleolus; nucleoplasm; cytoplasm
Molecular function (GO): histone binding; chromatin binding; RNA binding
Source: RefSeq, a predicted model, not a curated record
AUGUGUUUUUUUUUUCAUUCUCUUGCAAGUUCCAAACGUGGUGAGAGUCGCGCAUCCAUUUGCUUUCCUGAAGAAAAUCCGGAAAAAGUUAACUACCCGCACACAAAUAUGACCGACGAAUACUUUUACGGAGCAACCCUGAAGGAGGGCAGCAAAACAGUGACAUGGGAUCCGGACAACAAGCCGGAAGGUUACCCGAGGACGAACAAGCUGGUGAUCAAACAGUGUCUCCUCGGCCAUGAGGCAGCCGCGGACGAGUUCAAUGUGGUACAGGUGGAAACCAUGACUAUACGGGACACGCUGCGCAUUCCGAUCGCUGUGUUAAAGGUGGGUGAGCUGCGACAGGCCCGCAUGGACCUGGAGUUCUCGGACGCCCCGGUUACAUUCACGUUGGUUGAGGGCAAGGGCCCGGUGCACAUUCACGGAUUGCAUCUGCUCGGUUCGCUGGUCGAGGAGUUCGAGGAUAUGGAAGAGAUGGAGGAGGAAGUGUUGGACGAGGAGGAAGCCGACGAGGAUGAGGAUGAGGACGGUGCGUCACAGAAGAAGAAGCCAAAAUUGACCAACAAUUCCAAGGGCAAACCAGGUGCUGUCGCCGGUGGGCCCGCGGGCAACGACAAAAACCGGAAGAGGAAAUAAGCAGCGCGGGCACGUUCU